This is a messenger RNA of Hemicordylus capensis (graceful crag lizard), 930 nucleotides long. Its product is annotated as olfactory receptor 2A5-like. Gene Ontology annotation, molecular function: olfactory receptor activity; G protein-coupled receptor activity. The record is from RefSeq and is a predicted model, not a curated record. Gene Ontology annotation, biological process: G protein-coupled receptor signaling pathway. The coding region runs from base 1 to 930 and encodes 309 amino acids. Lineage: Eukaryota; Metazoa; Chordata; Lepidosauria; Squamata; Cordylidae. Gene Ontology annotation, cellular component: membrane. The transcript has a single exon.
AUGAAGAACCAAACUUCUAUGACUGAAUUCUUCCUGCUUGGUUUCUCUAGGAGCCUCAAGAUCCGUCUCGUACUCUCUGGAUUAUUUUCUGUGGCUUACACCAUCACUCUUGUAGGCAACACAACCAUACUGAUGCUCAUCUGGCUAGACUCCCGACUCCACACCCCCAUGUAUUACUUCCUCAGCCACCUCGCCUGUGUAGACAUUUGCUACACUUCCAGCACAGUCCCCCAGAUGCUGGCCAACCUCCAGCGUCCAAGGCAAACCAUCUGUUUGGUUAGUUGUGCCAUUCAGAUGCAUGUUUUUCUGACCUUGGCUAUUACGGAAUGCAUUCUCCUUGCAAUCAUGGCAUAUGACAGGUAUGUAGCAAUAUGCCACCCACUGCACUACACAUUCCUCAUGAACAAAAGAGUAUGUAUGAAAUUAGCCAUGGUAUCCUGGACUUGUGGCCUUUUGUUGCCCGUGGCACAUUCUGCCCUCACCUGGCAGCUGCCAUUCUGUGGGCCCAAUCAAAUCGACCACUUUUUCUGUGAAAUGCCAGCACUGCUGAAACUGGCUUGUGCAGACACGAAAAUUGUUGAGAAGGUGACUUCAGUGGGAUGCAUUUUCACUUUGCUAACUCCCAUCUCCUUUAUCACGAUGACUUACAUCCGCAUCCUGAAUGCCAUCUUGAAAAUCCAAUCUGCAGAAGGUCGUUGCAAAGCUUUCUCCACAUGUGCCUCCCAUAUGACUGUUGUAGUUAUUUUCUAUGGCAGCGCCAUGUUUAUGUACAUGAGACCUAAGUCUAGUCACUCACCAGCUAUGGACAAAAUAGUCGCUCUCUUCUAUAGCAUUGUCACCCCGAUGUUCAAUCCCAUAAUAUACAGUCUCAGGAACAAGGAAGUGAAAGCCGCCUUCGUAAAAAUGUUGCGACUAUGCAGACUUCAUUGA